CAUGGUCCAUUAUUAAUUCAUCAAUAAAUCGUCUUUAUUGACUUACAAUUGCUAGAAAUAGUUUGGUACGGUUCUAGUUUAUCAGUGUGAAUAUUUUAUGAGCGUCAUGAUAUCUAUUACUUUGUUAAAAGAUAAAGGGAAGCUUGCUUCAAAACGUCCCACCACUUUUUUUGUCCGGCCUUGGCCCUCGUUAUCGGACGUUUCUAGUCUGCGCAAUUAAAUCAAUUCGGGAAAAUAAUCCGAUAAACAAAUUUAUUUUAAAACCGGGCGGAAGGCAGGCGUGUGCAAACAUGUUUCCGCCCACGCGUAUUCGUAGCUGCCUUCCAGUCAUAAACCCGAUGUUCAAGCAGCGUUUGCGUCCACACAGACCUUUCCGGCAGACAUCGACGCUGCACAAUCAAACAAAGAACGCGACUCAGUUCCAACGGAAUAAAUGGAUGAAUUUGAGAGCUAUAAUUACGCGGUGGGUGCCUCUCGGAAGCGUUAUUUACGUAGGUUGGUGCUACAUCCGCGCGAGCGUUAACUAUGAAGUGUCGAAAGUGGAAAUCAAAUUUUACGAAAUGUUUCCGUUUCGUAUAACUAGUCGGAUAUGGGGACACCUGGCGGCGUGUGAGCUGCCGACGUCGCUCCGCAGCUUCGUCUACGGUACGUACGUUAGAGUAUUUAAUGUGAAUCUGAACGACGCGGCAGUACCUGAUCUCACAUAUUACAAAAGUUUGGCAGCUUUUUUUGCCCGGCCCCUGCGCGAGGGUGCGAGAAUCAUCUCCCCUGUCGCUUGUGUGUCCCCUUGCGACGGCGUGGUCCUGAACUGCGGGCCAGCAGAUACUGAGAAGAUUGAACAAGUUAAAGGGGUAACAUAUAGUUUAGAAGAAUUCUUAGGUGAAAAUAAAUGGUCGAAAUCGAAGGAUAAAGAUUAUUACAACUCACUGUUGACUAACAAGAAUAAUAUUCUACACCAAUGUAUUAUUUAUUUGGCUCCCGGUGACUAUCAUAGAUUCCAUUCUCCAUGUGAUUGGACAGCAAAUUUCCGGCGUCAUUUCUCAGGAAAACUUUUAUCUGUUAAUCCUUGGAUGGCUCGUCUCAUCCCGGGGCUUUUUACAAUGAAUGAAAGAGCUGUGUAUGUUGGUAAAUGGCAGCAUGGGUUCUUUAGUAUGACGGCAGUAGGGGCAACUAAUGUUGGUUCAAUAGAAAUCUAUGCCGAUCCGGAGCUACGAACAAACACUAAAGGAGGGAGAAACAGAAUCGAUGAAGCUGACUUAGGAGACUUGCCGAUCAAGAAAGGAGAGUUAUUUGGCCAGUUCAACAUGGGAAGUACGAUUAUUCUGCUGUUUGAAGCGCCAAAGGAAUUCAAAUUUGAUUUUGUGUCCGGUGACAGGGUACAGGUCGGCCAGGCCUUGACGAUGACAGCCAAAGCGCAAGCAAGAUGACCAGUUUAUUCAGAUUUAGUUCAUGUCGCCCAAUUUGCACUUGUUUUCUAUGUGAUAAUGCUUAUCAUUUGAAUAUUGUAGAAGCAUAGAGGCUUUGACAAUGAAGCGUGUUGAGGGUACGAUUUGGCGGUUUUGCUACGGACUCUGAGCUUGAAAUAUUAGAUUUUUUAAACCCAUCUCAUUAUUGUGAUCAGAAAUAGAAUGUACAAAAAACAUAGUAUCUAAUGUACUUAUGUCCCAACUUUGUUAAUCUAGUAGAUUUAUAUAGAUAUAGAUUUAAAUAAAAGUAUUAAUUACAGUGUUUUUAAAAUAUCCAGGAGGUUUUAAUGUUUGUAUGUAUGCUCAACUCAAAUAUUAGUAUUAACUUUGCUAUUUUGUAUAAUUAUUUUCUACAAACAAACAGGGCUUUCUCUAUUGUUUUUUAAGGCAUAAAAAACAAAUGAAUGUGGUCUUUUUUGUUACUAUUAUUAUUAAAAGUUCAAGUAUUAUAUGAAUGCCAUAGAUGAUUCACACAGUGUGAUUUAGCGAAGUGAUUGUCAAUCGUCCCUUGCGCCUCAGUGUGUUUGCAAGGAUGCGUUUUAGUCAACAACUGAUAUACCUACUCAUUGUUUAAUCACACUACUCAUUGUGGCAGAUCGUGUUCACAAUGUGGUUAUCGCCUUAGAUACGAAUAUGAUUUUCUACUAACUUCCUCUUUUGCAAUCAAAUCGUAGACAAUGUUCUGGCUGAAUGAGUCAAACAUUCCUUUAAAAGAAAUACGAGUGUUAUUUUGGCGCGCCUUUCAAGAACUGAUUUUAUAAUUAUGGUUUUAUGAUUGAAAACAUAAAAACCCAGUAGUGGUUUGUGUUUGUUAAACGAAUACUUUUUUAAUUGUAUCAUAGUGUUUUUUUUAUUUUAUUGAACAAAGCAUCAUUUAUUUGACUCUCGUGUGAUCAUAGCAUAGAUUUACGCGUCAACUUUUUAAAAGCUCUUUUUUAAGGUGUAUUCUAAUUUAAAGUAAAGAAUUUGUAAUUAUGUAUGUAGUUAUGUUAAUAAAUACGUAUAUUCGCGUCAGAGAAUAUUUGUAAUGAAUGUUGUUUAUGGAAUAUAAUUCCUUUCCAUUUGGUAUUUGCAGCAUCAUACACCUUAUAUAUAUUAUACAUUCGUGUUUUACCCAUAGUGUUCUGCAACGCCUGAAAAACGCAUUUGUCUAUUUCUUUCACUCAAUUUUAAAAAUAGAGAAAUGAAAGAGAUGGAUUAAAUUACUUAUUAAGCGCACCACACACGAGUUGUUUGUUUGUUUUUCCAGUAAUUCAGAGCCGGAAGCUUUUCCCGAACUUUACUAGUAAGUGUAGUCUGUCAAGCCAUUUCCGGCAGUAGAAAAAAACGGCAAAUUUAAAAAAUGCAGGCGCGAAGGGUUAUCGUCCCAUAGAAAAUUUGAAUUUUGUACCUUUUUCUACUGGCAAACUUGUUUUACCGACUAUAGAUCCAGGCUUUAUAUUUAUUAAAAAAAUCAGCUCGUGUGUGGUGGAGUCUGGGGGCCUACCGCGAAAACAGAAAUUCGCCAAUUGCGGGGAUCUUUCUCUUUUACUCUCUCUAAGACGUAAUUAGAGUGACAGAGAAAAAUGCCCGUAAUUGACGAACUUCGAUUUUCGCGGUAGGCCCCCUGGUUUGGCAUGUUUGUUCCGUAUAAAAAGAGUCCUUGAGUUGCUAAUGUUGCUAUAGUUUGGCCCAGAACUGUCUGAUUUCAAACAUAGAGAGAAUCGUACUGUCUUUGUCCUACGCUAGUACUAGCACCCAAAAGAAAGGGAUGAGUAUAAUUUUCCUGAUCCUUACUGGCUGGCAAGUUCUUUGCCAUACUAUCGCUAUAAAGGUACUUUUUAUUUGGAACGACACAUAUUUGACUAAUGUUCGUAAGCUGGAUCUCUUAUUUAUACUUACGUAUGAGAAUGACUAGAACCGAAAUUGCAUAUGUUUUAGUAGAGUGAUAAAAUUGUAAUAAAGUAUUUACAUACA
This is a messenger RNA of Cydia pomonella (codling moth), 3422 nucleotides long. It is a transcript of the gene Pisd, whose product is annotated as phosphatidylserine decarboxylase proenzyme, mitochondrial. The record is from RefSeq and is a predicted model, not a curated record. The coding region runs from base 291 to 1427 and encodes 378 amino acids. The transcript has a single exon. Gene Ontology annotation, molecular function: phosphatidylserine decarboxylase activity. Gene Ontology annotation, biological process: phosphatidylethanolamine biosynthetic process. Lineage: Eukaryota; Metazoa; Arthropoda; Insecta; Lepidoptera; Tortricidae. Gene Ontology annotation, cellular component: mitochondrion.